AACGUGCGCCGCUUCAGCGUUCCGGGAGCUUAGCUUGUUGGUAAUUCAGCGGCGACGUAAUGACAGUAUUUAUCUGAAGUCCGCCUCGGAAAUAUGGCAACCGAUGCAAAAAGACUGAAGAGAGAGGACAGCCUGACCUUAGGUGACCCUGCAGAGUCGCCCCUAAAGGACUUUCUGCGCUGGUGCCAGACAGUGGGUGUGACCCUGAGUGGAAAGGUCUACCUGAGCAAAGAAGGCACUGUGGCGGAACGUGGCAUGCUAGCCAAGGAUGACAUCGAAGAGGGAGAAACCCUCUUCUGCAUUCCUAGGACGGCCCUUCUGUCUCAGGACACAACCAGAGUGAAAGACGUGCUGCGGGAAGGUAAUGGCUCCCUGGAGAGCAAGUCCGGAUGGGUACCGCUGUUGUUGGCUCUCAUGUGGGAAUACACUUCUCCCGAGUCCCACUGGAGACCCUACUUGUCCCUCUGGCCUGACUUCAAGCUCCUGGACCAUCCCAUGUUCUGGUCGAAGGAUGAGAGGGACAGCCUGCUCCAAGGCACCGGGGUUCCAGAGGCAGUGGAUACUGACCUCAGCAACAUCGAGAAAGAGUACAGCAGCAUCGUCCUGCCCUUCAUGCGCUCGCACCCUGACCUGUGGUGCCCUGAGAAGCACACCCUGGAGCUCUACAAGAGCUUGGUGGCUUUCGUCAUGGCUUACAGUUUCCAGGAACCCCUGGAUGAUGAAGAGGAUGACGAAUGUGAUCCCAACCCUCCCAUGAUGGUCCCUGUGGCAGACAUGCUGAAUCACGUGUCGAACCACAACGCUAACUUGGAAUACACACCCGACCUGUUGAAAAUGGUGUCCGUGCGGCACAUCGCGGCCGGGGAGGAGAUCUUCAAUACGUAUGGACAGAUGGCCAACUGGCAGCUACUGCACAUGUACGGUUUUACUGAGCCAUAUCCCAACAACAGCAAUGACACCGCCGACAUACAGAUGUCCAGUAUUUACAAAGCAGCUGUGCAAGUGAUGUGCAGUGAGGAGCAGCAGCAGCAGCAUCUGCUGCUGGAGAAGUGGAGCCUCCUGACUGAGAUGGAGAUGGUUGGCGAGAAGGGUGCGUUCAUCUUUGGUUGGACAGGAUCUCUGACGGACACAGAGCUUUACACCACGCUCAAGAUCUUGUGUAUGCCUGCUGAGGCGUUUGCGGAAUUUAAGGAGAACGAAGGCUGGGAGGAGGUGGAGGAGAAUGAGGAGGAGAAGAUAGGACUGGCCCUCUCCAAUAAGGGCAUCCCUAAAUUGCCUGCAGCCUGGAGGCAGGUGCUCCAUAGCGCUACCUGCUUUACACUGGACUCCUACAGCGGGAGCCUGGCGGUUGACAGUGCCCUGCUGGAAAAGCAGAGUGCCUAUAGCCUGCUGGGAAGCAGGGAGAAGAAUGCCCUGCAUGUAUGCUAUGGCCAGAAGAUGAUCCUGCACCAGUUGUUGGAAAUGACACGAGGCUGAACCUGUGGUUCACGUAAAUGGCAUGUCACUAGUGGUCCAUUGUAUCCAACUGCUUUUUCUAUAGCCUAAAUGUUGCAAGCAAAGUAUUGUACUAUGUACAAAAUAAACUGUGCUGCCUUCCUCA
Molecule: messenger RNA, 1600 nt
Organism: Scleropages formosus (Asian bonytongue)
Lineage: Eukaryota; Metazoa; Chordata; Actinopteri; Osteoglossiformes; Osteoglossidae
Gene: setd6
Product: SET domain containing 6, protein lysine methyltransferase
Exons: 9
Coding region: 94-1476 (460 amino acids)
Biological process (GO): peptidyl-lysine monomethylation
Cellular component (GO): nucleus
Molecular function (GO): protein-lysine N-methyltransferase activity; protein binding
Source: RefSeq, a predicted model, not a curated record